This is a messenger RNA of Cydia pomonella (codling moth), 6417 nucleotides long. RefSeq names its product organic cation transporter protein-like. The coding region runs from base 939 to 2648 and encodes 569 amino acids. Gene Ontology annotation, cellular component: membrane. The record is from RefSeq and is a predicted model, not a curated record. NCBI's taxonomy places the organism in Eukaryota, Metazoa, Arthropoda, Insecta, Lepidoptera, Tortricidae. Gene Ontology annotation, molecular function: transmembrane transporter activity. Gene Ontology annotation, biological process: transmembrane transport. The transcript has 7 exons.
UGUGCGUUAAAAAACAGUUGAUGCAAUUUCAAAGUAGAUGGUCAAUUAAGAUCUAUAUACGAUGACGACGAUAUAAUCGUUAUUAUGAACUCUAAUUAAUCAUUUCAACGAAUGGCUGUAACGAUUCCUUUAAUUCGACCAACGAAUAUCAUCAAAAUAUUACUAGAUUACCUACUGAUGUGUAGUUAAAGCGUAGGUAAUAAGUCGGUAUAAUUUUAUUUUAUUCGUUGUUUUAUUUUAUUUUGCACUUAUCUUACAGUGUAGGAGCGUUUCAGACAUUUAUAUACCUUCAUUUGUCUUUUAGACAUGCUUGGCUGCUUUGACGAUAAGCGACCAUAUGCCGAUUUUUCCAGCAAGAUUUUCAGCAGCUGUGCCAGAAUAUGUAUUAAGUAUACAAUCUAUAAAUAAUACACAUUCUUGACCUUGUACAGUGUCUUAAAAGUAUUAUUGCGAUUAAGUUUAUAAUUAUUGGUCUCAUAAAAACAUGUUUACUUAUUCAAAGCCUAAUUCAGUAAAGUGAGUUUCAGUGCAAUUUCUUUAUUUGUUUUUUUUUUUAUCUCGUCCUGUCUUGCAGUGCGUUGUUAAGCUUGCUGAUAUGCGAGAUAUGGAGAGAUGUGACAAUGAGUGUAAUGAGAUAAUCGGUUCUCCUUGUAUGUGAUUUCCACGGAGUGUGGCAAUGGUCCGACGGAGCGCGAGCGCCGGCUGCCGGCGCGCGCGCCUCCCCGGUGUCAGUCUAAUCUAUCAGCUCGAAGCGGUUCGGUGCUAUACCAGCUAAAUUAAACUUCGCGCGGGAUAAAAAUAAAAACAUUUUCAUUAAUUAUACCUCAUUCAAAUUUUUCUAAAGUGAAAACUAAGUAAAAACGUAAACGUGUUCUGUUGUGGAACAAAUAAAUAAAUAUAUACAAUUUAGUAAUAACGUGAAAAACUGAAACUUACCUAUGGGCGAAGUAAAAGUAAACAGCUUCCCGGACAUAAUGAGAAAGUGUUUCAAAAUGGGUCUUUUUAAAAUAAUCCCGACCGGGACAGCGAGCAAGGAGAAAUCCGUGGAGGAGACCGAUGUAGUCUCCCAGGCCAUCGGCAACUACGGCCGCUGGCAGCUGUUGAUGACGUUCCUGCUGUCACUGUUCUCAUUCCCCUGCACAUUCCAUAUAUACCUGCCGACGUUCACGGCAAGAGAAACGAAAUAUUGGUGUCGCAUGCCUGACAAUUUUACAGGACUACCGAUAGAAAAUUGGAUCAACUACAGCCAGCCCAAUAAUAACUAUUGCCAAGUUCGAGACAUUCCUGCGGGAGUCACGGUACAAAGCAUACUGAAUGGCACUGCUCCAUUGCUGGAUACAUUCCAAAAAUGCCAGGAAUGGGACUUCGAUCGGUCUGAGGUGGGAGACACCAUCAUAUCGGAGUGGAACUUGGUUUGCGACAGAGCCGGAUUGACUAGUUUGGCUGAAGUCGUGUUUUUAGUUGGUGUGGGCAUUGGAGGAGUAGUGGGUGGCUGGAUUUCCGACAGAUUCGGGCGCAAGCGUAUCCUGAUGGGCAUGAUGGUGGCGCAAAGCAUUCUCGCUAUCCUGUCCCUUCUUGUCCGUUCGUACCUCCAAUACGUGAUAGUCCGACUCAUCAUGGGCCUAGUAUCGGUGUCGGUCGUGUACGCCGCCUUCGUGCUGUCAGUGGAGCUAGUGGGAGGGAAGUGGGUGACCAUCGCGGGCGUGUGCAACUUCUUCCCCUUGCCGUUGUCGUAUAUUAUCGUGACGCUGAUCUCCUACUUACUGCCGAACUGGAGGGCCUUACAGCUUUCGUUAUCUCUGCCGGGAUGCUUGUUGAUGAUUUUGUGGUUUUUCUUACCUGAAUCACCAAGAUGGUUAUUGAGCAUGGGCCGCACGCAGGAAGCCAAAGCAAUUCUACAAAAAGUAGCAAAAUUCAAUAACAGAGAAUUACCGGCUGAUCUAGACAAAUUAUUGAUCAUACACAGAGCAGAGAACCCCGAGGAAGAGCCAAGCGUGCUUAUGCUGUUUUCAGGGUACCUACUGAAAAGAACGAUAUGCCUGUUCCUAUCAUGGUUCUCAAUGACUAUUGCCUAUUACGGCCUGCUUCUGAACAUUGGCAACUUCCAGUUGGGUGAUCUCCAUAUGACGUCUAUUAUACUGGCUGUCGUUGAAAUUCCUGCUAUAGCUAUGAGCAUACCUAUUCUGUUGAAGGCAGGACGACGAGCUCCGAUAUUCAUUACCAUGCUCGUGUGUGGUCUCGCGUGUGUUGCUAGCGAGUUGUGCUCGAUGUCCUCGGAUGAGAAAUGGGUCGUCAUACUUUGCCUCAUGAUAGGAAAGUUCGCGAUUGGUGCGACCAAUAUGAUGUUGCCGAUAUUCACCGCCGAGUUGUAUCCUACUGUGAUUAGAAACUUGGGAGUUGGAGCUAGCCAGAUUGCAGCGGGUAUUGCUCUCAUCUGCAUUCCAUAUUUAUGGAAACUGAAAGCGUUGAAUGAGCACCUGCCGAUGGUGACAAUCGCAGCGCUGAGUGCAUUCGGUGGGGGCAUUGUGCUGCUGCUGCCGGACACCUCCAGCACCGAGGACAAGCGACCCAAGGCCAAAAAACCAUCGUUCGACAACGCUUCACCGUGCAACGGCACUUUCACAGUAACUGACGAUAGAGGGCACUAGUUACCUGCGCCAGUGACUAUAAUUCCAUAAGAAAACAAGUGGCAAACUAGUGUUAAAUGUGUUUUUUGUUUUAAAAACAAAACUUUCAACAGUGAACAAAACUGACGUGAAUAGUGAGAGUAAAAUCGAAUUUAGUACAAGGUAAGAAAAGCGAGUAUUGAUGUUUCAAAUAAUGUGAACGAAAAUAUUGCAUAUGUAUGUAUAAAAUAGUAGGUAUAGUGUUCUUUAAUAUAUUUAGAUAACUGUAAGUGUCAAUAAGAUUAAAUUAGUUCAGUAAUAAUAGUAUGUCAUUGCGGAUAGAGUUAACAAAGCAAUAAAUAAUAAAAAAUUAAUAUUAACUUAUUACCACAGAUGGCGCUAAUAGCUAAAUUUUGAUUAUUAGGUACUUAUUAGUGUCAUACUUGUUUUGGUACUCUGAUUAAGAGUAUGCGCAGGUUUUAUAACCUACCUAGUUUUCAAGCUUUGUUAUCAAGUGAUCAUAAAAUAUAACACCUAGGAUAAAUUGUCUUACCCAAAAAUUUGCCUCUUGCUAAUUGACCCCCUUUACCCAGUUUUACGUGAUCAUUAAACUGUUGCGUAUAAAGUGUAAACUCCAGUCAAAGUGAACAGAAAAUAAUGGACAGGUGAAACAAUAAUGUUCGUGUACUCGUAAUGUUACGAUUGUGCAAUAAUAACUUUAGAAGUGAUUAAGGUGUGAUUUUGAUUAACAUUUACUUGUGUUCACGACUUUCAGUCCAUAAAUGAUUUUUUUUUUUUACUAUAUAGUGUUACGGUUGAACGGGGUUACAAAUGUGACUAAGAGGCUCUUACCUAUUGAUAGUUACCUCCUUUUAUAAUAUUUGGGUUUUAAGUUUGAGUCAAAACGAUCAAAAAGGCGGUUGUUAAGAGUCCGCAGGAAGCUCGGUUCUCCAUACAAACAUGGUUACGCUCUCAUUUUAAAACGACUAGCUAGAUUACUCUGAAACUUUGUACUUGCAAUAGGAUAAGGUAUAUCUAUGCCUGUCUUUAGUUUAUGUAGCUUCAGAUACCAUAGUAACAAAAUAUAGCGAAUAAAAUUUUUCAUACAAAACUUGUUUUUGCUCAAUUUUUUGUUCUAUAAGCUGAAGCUAUAUUGACUAAUUACAGGGAUGGAUAUGCCUCAUGUCAUUGUAUGUGCAAAGUUACAUUACACUGAAAUUCGUAGCUUUAAAAUGAGAACGAAACUCCGCUUGUAUAGGAAGGUGAAAUCCGACCGAGCUUGCUGCGGACUCUUAACACACACAAAUAUAAAUUUAAUUUAUCGUGUCCGUCCACCAGAUAUUCAUACACCCCUUUUUAUUAGUUCCAAAUUUUAAAUAAACCAGUUGUAUUUUGAUAUUCCCAAUUGCGUGUUUAUUUCUGUGAUGAAACUAAUAAUGAAUACAUUAUUUACAUUUAAGACAUCUAAGAUUUUUUUGUAUUUAAUUAUUGUUUGUCAAUAUAAUAUACCUAAGAUAAAAAUAUCGUAUUAAUGCUACAACGCCGAUUAGACGAAUCUAUGUACCUGUUUAUGUUUGUUACCCUGUAGUUAAUUAUAUUUAUUCAGCUAGAAUUUAUAUUUAAAUAAGUAGUUUAAGGACCUCGUCUAAAUUUUAUUGAAAAAUAUACUUUAAAAACUAAGGUAAUGGCUUAUAUAUGUAUAGGCGGAUGACAUUAUUUAUUAGAAUUAAGAUAAUAAAAUAAAUAAAUAAAUACAAAUACACAACUUUAAUGUCUCUGAAUGUGUGUGAUUAGUAGUUGUAUAUUAAAUAUUAUGUAAUUAUAUCGAAAACAAUAUAACAGUUAGUCAAUUGAAAAUAAAAUAAUAAUUAUCAUUUUUCUGUUGUAAUUAUUAACAUACUCGUAAAUAUUUACUGAUCUUGUGACAAAUGUACGAUGAAUUUUGCUAUAGCCAUGGUAUGUUGAUAUUUUACAUUUUACCGAUUAAUGCGCCACCGAGCAAUAGGUAUAGUAGGUUUAGAUUUCUCUACCUGUAAAUAAAACUAUACUUAAUGACUGAUUUGAUUUAUUGCUUUCAGUUAAAGUUCAGGUUUAAGUUUGAUUCAAAUGAAAGCCACAAUAUGUAAUUAAUAUUUUAUUACUACAUAUAUAUUUUGCACGAGUAGCGGCAAACUUAAAAUAUCUACUUUAAUACGAAUUAAGUAUUUCACAGAUAACGCGUUCGUUCCUUGAUGUUGAAAAACUUACUCGGUCGAAGUAAUGUAAACAUAAAAAAGUUUUAAUAAGUUAGGAGUUGUAUGUAAUAUCACAUAAGAUAGUCAUAUACACAGUUUACUUAUUUCAAAAAUGGCUCUUUGUCUUUUUUAUUCGUGAAUCUUUAAUUCAACUGCAUCAAAUUGAAAAUUAUCGCUGAAACACACGCACUAUAGAAACAUUCAACCCUCUUUUUUAAGAUGUUUCAAUUAUUUCAAUAAACUCGUAGGUAGAUAUUUUUAUAGUGGAUAAUUAUGUAUUUCAGUAGAAAAACAGCAUUUUUUACCGUGUUUAUGAUUUUUAUUGUAAAUGUAGGUACACUUAUUUGCCUGGCAGUAACUUGUGCACCGAGCAUAAUAAAAAGAAUGCAUGAAGAAAGUUACUACUACCUGUCUAGAUUAUUUAAAAAAAACGAUUUUCGCGUUAUUUUAGUUAGACUUUAUACCUAAUACUUUAAGUCAUUAUUGUAUUUGUAUUACCUGUACCGCUCUCCAUAUUUCACGAGACUAGUCUUGUCUAGAAGAAGAGCACUUUGAAAAAUAAAUGAGAAAAGAACAAAGUUAUGUCAGAAAUUGGCAAAAACUUUGUCGGGGAAUGUAGAUGUCGCAUAUCAUGUACCAUUAAUAUUGUACCUAUAACGCCAUUAGUCAGUUACCGAACGAUAUAGAUUAAGAUUGAAUCACGUUUCGUGUAUACUGUCAACAGCAGAUGUCGCUAAAUGGGUCAGAAGGCACUAUCCGAGCAUGAGCACAACAUUAUUGAUAAUAAGCGUUUGUAUAUCAUUUUGUUUUGACCGCCUCAGCACUACUUAGCUACUUCCGCUGCUGACUGCACCUACUCUACCUUAUUACCUAUACUUAUCAAUGUUCAUAGCCCCUCUAGCAUGUUAGUGGGUAUCGCCGAUAAUCAAUGUGUGAAUCCCAUACAGUCAGCAGUAAGUAGGUAGUAGACAUUAUACCUAUGUAAUGUAUUGUAAUAGGAUAGAUUCUACACAAAGAAAGACCGUUUACAGAUUUUUGGAUCUUGGAAAAUAGAGUCAUGUGUAUUUAUUUUCUUUAUGUGUUAUCUACGUACUGGUGACUGUAUAAAUUGGUAUUACUGUAAUUUCCUGAUAGUGAUAGUGAUUUCAGGGGAUAGAAUAGAUAGUCCGCUUACAUAAUUAUAGCUGACAAAUUAUAAUCUGUACCGAAAUUGUACGAGAGACCGGUGCAAAUUAUAUUUCGUCAAAUCCGUAUUCUAGAUAAUUUCCCAGGUGUAAGUAAACCUUUGCGAAUGCCAUUUUAAACAACGCGUGAUGUUAAACGUAAGAUUACAUAAACAAACUUUGAUUUGAAAUGUUUUUGUAACACUGCCAGGAAACAGGCAUAUAACUUGCAGGCUAAGUGAACCCUCUCGUGCUGGAGAGGCGGGCUCAUGUACUUAUAAAACAAACUACGCCUCUGUUUGCCAGGCUUAUUUAUUUUAUGACUAAACCGAAGAGCGACUCCCGUUGGUGAGCGCUGUCUAGCAUUGUUGUUUUGUAAAAUGACAAUUUUUAAUAAAGCUUAUGAUUUUAUAA